AUGCCUCAUAGCGAGGUCUAUUGGGUGGGCAGCGGCCCGAUGCUCACCGCAGCGGGCACAGCUGCCGCAGCAGGUUAUGCUGCAACUGCCUACAAGUACAACUUGGGCCGGUAUCAGUUCAAUGCCAAGCAGCGCCAGCAUCGGAUACAUCAGAAUCAGAACAUGAAGCUGGAAUUGUGGCGACUCUUUCGGGAAGACGUCCGGGAUCUCUUUGAGUUGACGACCUCGAACAUGAACACCUACAUGGUGGUGGGCUCUUUGCUGGUGACAUGCAUCAUUGGCUUCAUCUUCGUGGGGUACUCGGAGUUUCCGAUGGAACCGCCCUGGCUCCUCCUGAUCUGGAACAACAGCGUCUUCUCCUCGAUCACCUUUGGCAUCGUCAGCGUGUGGUUGGCCACGCACGGCUCCAGUUCAUGCAAUUCUGCGGCCACGAAGAUUCUCACACAGGCCGUGCGUCCACCGGUGCCCACACUGGAUGAUGUUCGUGCAGCCAUGAGACAGCAGGAGCACUAUGAGGCUAGCGGAGUGAAGAACUUCUUCAUGCCCCCGGCGAUGGUCCCCGGGGCCAAGAUUGGUGGCCUCCAGGAAGACAGUAGCAAUGUGGUCAUUGUGGCUGUGUGA
Messenger RNA from Symbiodinium natans, 621 nucleotides. Lineage: Eukaryota; Dinophyceae; Suessiales; Symbiodiniaceae. The record is from the annotation of a GenBank genome assembly.